AUGCCCACCAUGGCUGACAAAAUGGACAUGUCUCUGGAAGACAUCAUUAGGCUGAGCAAGAUCCAGCAACGACAUCACAGCAGACCUGACUCCUGGGUGAAUCAAGGCGCUGAGCCUAGGAGGUACCCGCUUGCCAUCACCCCUGGCAGCAGGAACAGGCUGGCACCAUACCGCAGACCAAAACAACUUCCAGACAAAUGGCAGCAUGACCUAUUCGAUGGCGGCUUCAGGGGUGGAAACCACAUGGAUACUGGUGGGAAGCUGCUCCUGUCAAACCUGCACUUCGGAGUGUCAGAUGCUGAUAUUCAGCAACUCUUUGCUGAAUUUGGAACCUUGAAAAAAAAAUCUGCUGUGCACUAUGAUCGCUCUGGACGAAGUUUAGGGACAGCACAUGUGCACUUUGAAAGGAAAGCAGAUGCCCUGAAGGGUAUGAGACAGUACAGUGGCAUCCCUUUGGAUGGCUGCCCUAUGAACAUCCAGCUUGUCACCUCACAGAUUCAUACAUAAUGAAGAUCUCCACAAAGCAGAAACAAGGGUGGCAUGACAAGAAACCCUGGCUCUGGAGGCUUUGGUGGUGGAGGCAACAGGAGAGGGACACUUGGAGGCAGCCAGGGAAGAGGGAGAGGCAGCAGCAGCAGCUGUCUGCAGGAGUUGGACUCCCAGCUGGUUGCUUAUCAGGAAAGGAUGGGCAUCAGCUAA
This is a messenger RNA of Mus pahari (shrew mouse), 699 nucleotides long. RefSeq names its product THO complex subunit 4-like. Gene Ontology annotation, molecular function: mRNA binding. Gene Ontology annotation, cellular component: nucleus. Gene Ontology annotation, biological process: mRNA export from nucleus. The record is from RefSeq and is a predicted model, not a curated record. The transcript has a single exon. Lineage: Eukaryota; Metazoa; Chordata; Mammalia; Rodentia; Muridae.